Acaulospora colombiana is the source of this 1000-nucleotide messenger RNA. NCBI's taxonomy places the organism in Eukaryota, Fungi, Glomeromycota, Glomeromycetes, Diversisporales, Acaulosporaceae. The record is from the annotation of a GenBank genome assembly.
UGCGAGGAUGCUGCCUCCAAGAGUCCAAUGUGCUUUAUGCUCGGGGCUGUCCUCGUCAAGGGUGGCAAAAUAAUAUCGACCGGAUAUAAUCACUAUCGCACUCACUAUGACGGGGAUGAUACCAAGAAGAGAGGUGGAAAGCCUCUAUCGAUGCAUGCCGAGAUGCACGCCAUCUAUAACGCUGUCGGUGCGGCCCCUUCUUUCAGGAUGCAAUUCGUUCAAGCGAAUGGUGCCACCCAAGACGAUGCCCUCCACCCACUCGGCAAUCAAUCCGGUUUUGAACCGCGGAAACAACCAAACUCUGAACGAAAAUCCAUCGAAAAAUCAGUCUCGGCGAAAGACACGAUCUUUGACCAUGCCCGCCACUCGUCCACAGACUCGACCUGCACUUCGCUCGGGGACGCGCCGCGAAAUCCAACUAACACAUAUGAUGCACCUGGGCAACCCGAAAGACUUGUUCGUCGGAAGAACUGCCCUAGUUACGCGAUGUAUCAGCACCGAGACCAGCUGGCGCGGAUGAAAGCCAAAUGGGAGCAAGAAGAGCGCCGAAAGGCAACCAAGCAGCGUACCACUGGCGCAGCGCAUGACCCCAUUGAUCAUUUCAGUGAUGAAGAAGACACAAAACCAUCUAAGAAGAAAGCCAAGAAGAAGGGCGGCUCGACAUCUGAAGAAAAGCGUCGAGGGGACGGCCAAGUCAAACACACAAAGCCGCCUGGUGUCCCCAGCGCCGAUAGAGGGACGAAAAAGCAUAACAAUGGGCGAAGCCGGAUCACUGGAUCAGACCUUUAUGUGGUGCGCCUCACUCGCUCUGGGACGUUCGGAAAUGCAAUGCCGUGUUGGAGAUGCUUGGAAUGGUGCAAAUGGGCCGGUGUGAAGAGGAUCUUCCACUACUCUGUCACUCGAGUUGAAGACUUGGUCGUAGGUGCAAAGAGUGAAGCCGGCAAGACACGGAUUGGGAGAUGGGAAUGUGUCAAGGUCAACGAGGCAAGACCGGAAGACU